AUGACAGUGGAUACUGCGGCUGCUCCUGAAAAUAAAAAGAAUAAUCUUUCCAUCACGAAACGAGAUCGACGAGAUGUCAUCCGGCAGGUGCGAGAAAUCACCGGCCUCGAUGAAAAUUCAAUUAAUCAAACAAUCGAAGCAUGUAAAGAUGGAACUGGACGUUAUUCACUUGAACAAGUGAUUAGUUUACUUUUCGAUGAUUCAAAUCUUAGAAAUAAUCUUCAACGAACUGCACAAGCAUCAAAUAAUCCUUCUCAACCAGCAGCCAAUGUACCAGUUAAUAAUACAGCAGCCGCAAGUCCACCGUAUGACAGAAAUAAUGAUACAAUAACAGAUGAUGUUAUUGAACUUGCACCUGAAAUUGAUAAUCAACAGCCAGCAGAUGAUGAAUUAGAACGAGCAAUUUUAUUGUCACGUGAAACAAUGGAACAAAUGAUUGAUGAAUCUGAUAUAGCAGAAAGAGAAUCUUUAGAUGAACCAGCUGGAUUAAAAAAUAUUGGAAAUACUUGUUGGUUUAAUUCAGUUAUUCAAACUCUUUAUACAUUACCGUAUUUUCGUCGACUUAUUUUCAAUUUUCAAUAUCCAACAAUAAAUCAUUCAUUAACUGAUAGCGAACAACAAGCUUUAUGUCUUACUGAAGAAUUAAGAUAUUUAUUUGCAUUAAUGUUAAAAUCACCUAGACGAUCAAUAAAUCCUGAUCGUGCUAUUAAAAAAUUUAAGAACACACGAAAGUUAUGCGGAUUAGAUUUUUCACAUGAAGACUGUUCCGAAUUUGCCACGCAUCUUAUUGAUCUUGUUGAACUUGCUUAUGAAACAAUUGGAAAAACUUCAUUAAACAUUGAUAAUACAUCACCAAUGAAUUUUACUAAUCCUGUUAAUACACUUGUUACAGGUGAAGUUAUUGUUGAAAGAAAUGUAAAUACAUCCGUUCGAGAAGCUUUGAGACAAAUUAAUAUUCAAAUGAUUGAUUCAAGUAAUCUUUAUGAUGGUCUUGAAGCUCUUUGGCUUGGUUCAGCAGAUGAAAGUCUUUCUAGUCAACAAGCUAUUGGUGAACAACGAUGGUUAACACGUUUACCACCUGUUUUAUUUAUUUGCCUUAAUCGUUAUCGUUUUUCUCACACAACAAAACAAGCAUCAAAAAUUAUUGCACCAUUUGAAUUCUAUCCUGAACUUUAUCUCGAUCGUUAUAUGUUAGCAAAUAAAAAUCUUAUUUUAAGUAAACGUAAUAUUGCUAAGACACUUUACGCUCAAUUACAUGACUUAGAAAAGACAUUGAACAGUUAUUUAAAAUACCCGUGUAAUGAUGAAUCAUUUGCACUUGCUAAUGCAAUUCGUGUUGUUUAUGAAUUUGCCACGGGUUGUCGACUUAAUCCAACAUUACCAAAAAGAACUGAUUCAAUUUCAAUUGAUCAAAAUACAACAAAUCGUGUUCGACAACAUCCUAUCGUACCUGUUCAACCAUCGCAUAUAUCUCCUGAAGAACUUCAAUUUAUUCAGAAUACUUUACCGACAUGGUUAACAGAAGUUGAAGCGAAAUGUGCCAAUAUUCGUGAAGAUAUUCGACGUUUAAAAAACGAAUUAAAACAAUUAUAUGAUGAACCACAAUUAAAACAGACGAGUUACACAUUACAUGCAGUUUGUGUACAUGAAGGAAGUGCAACGCUUGGACAUUUUUGGACAUAUGUCUAUCAUACUGAUCGACAAAAAUGGUAUCGUUAUAACGAUAAUGAAGUAUGUGAAACUAGUUGGGCAGAUGUAUUUGAUGCUGGUAUUGGCGGUCAACGGACACAAAAUGAUCGUGAAGAACCACGUGUACCUAGUGCAUAUUUAUUAGUUUAUAUAAAUGCUGAUCAAAAGACAUUAUCAAAUGAUAUACAACAUGAGCUUCCUGUUGAUCUUCAACGAGUUUUAGAUGAUGAUUUACUUUUAUUACAACAACAAGGUGAAAGUAUUAAACUUGAACAACUUCAUAAUGAUCUUAAAUCAAAAUGUGAACGUAUUGAAAAACAACAACCUGUUCAUCGUGUAUUAACAAUUCCUUUUUUUGCUGGACCAAAUGCAUCUAGUGAUUCGGAAAUAGUCAAACCUGUACUUGAUCCAACCCUACGUAUUUUAAAAACAUAUGCACCUAAAAUACUUUCAGUUGACGUUGAUCGUUUACUUCAAGAAAUUGUUGAUAAAGAAAUUAAAACUUAUUCCCCUACAGCGAAUAUAAUAACAUCAGCAUUACCACAUAAUGAUUUGCGUUUACAACAUAUACUUUCGUAUUUCUCAGCAAAUCGUGUUGAAUUAAUUUAUCGACAACGUGCAAUCUAUGAUAUUAUACGACUUACAUCUAUUCCAAAUGAUGAUAUACGAUUAAAAAUAUUUAAACUUCAAGCACAAAUUAUUUGUAAUGAAAUGCCAAUGUCUAAUGAUGAUGUUCAAACAUAUCAAAAACUUUUAACUGAUUAUAAAGAUUUUCGGUCAGUUAUUGCCGCAUUUCUUGCUGGUUGUCAAUUGAUGAAUGAAGAUAAAUUCGAAGAAGCAAUAACAUAUUUUUGUGUUGCAUGUGAAUACAAUUUACGUCUUUCUAAACAAUGCACAUUACCAAUGCGAGCAAUGGAUAGUUGUCUUUUAUUCAAAGCUCGUCGAUUAUGUUUUGAAAGAUGGAAUGAUGUUGUUAUAAAUCGUUUUAAAACUGAUCCUGAUUAUCGUCUUGAUACAAUGACACAUCAAUUUCUUCCAUGUUUAAUGCAACUUAAACUUAGUUCAGAAGAAGAUCAAGCAUAUAUAACGGAAAUUCAACGUAUAUGGUGUUUAUUACUUGAUAAAAUUGAACCUACUGAACGGACAUUAUCACUUGAAGAAUUUCUUCAACGUUUACUUGAACAACCAAUUGGUCAACAUUAUCAUUCAGUAUCAAUAAAUAAACAUCAAUUAGUUGAACGUUAUGAUGAAGCUGUAAAAGAUCUUAUUCAUCGAUAUCCAUCAUUUUCUGGUAAUACAAAUGAACAACCACAAUCACCUAAUCGAUCGAAUCGAACAUCAGUUUUAACUGCACCUGUUUCAAUUCCAGUCGUUAUACAACAACAACAACAACAUUCUGAACCUUCAUCGGAAAGUAUGCCCAUAACUAAUUUACGUGGGUCAUCACCAAUGCAACAAGAUGAUGACGAACAAGACUCAUCUUUACCAACUUCACCUUCAUAA
This is a messenger RNA of Adineta steineri, 3192 nucleotides long. The record is from the annotation of a GenBank genome assembly. Lineage: Eukaryota; Metazoa; Rotifera; Eurotatoria; Adinetida; Adinetidae.